UUGUCUCUCCCCGCAUUCUCUCUCUCUCUCUCCAUAAAUACCUGCCCCCCUCUUCCUCACCUUCCACAUCCUACAUCUCUCUCUCUCUCUCUCUCGGUCUCUCUACACACGGCGGGUCUUUUGUUAGAAUGGCAAAGGAAGUUGAGAAAACAGUAGUAACAGAGAAGUUCUCAGCCAAGGACUACCACGACCUGCCUCCAGCUCCGCUAGUGGACGUGGUGGAGCCGACAAAAUGGUCGUUCUACAGAGCUAUCAUUGCAGAGUUCAUAGCCACACUUCUCUUCCUCUACAUCACCGUCCUCACCGUCAUCGGCUACAAGAGCCAGAUUGACCCCAUCAAGAACCCUGACCAGUGUGGCGGUGUCGGCAUCCUUGGCAUCGCAUGGGCCUUCGGCGGCAUGAUCUUCGUCCUUGUUUACUGCACCGCCGGUAUUUCUGUAGUGUUGGAGAAAAUAGAUGAGCAAGAAGGUUUCAAGCUGUUUGGGACCACAGAUUCUCGUGAACCUGAAAAUGCAGUAGAAAUACUCGAGCAAAGGGAGCAAAAGGUCUUAUUUCAUGAAUCCACUGAGUUGGGAAGAGCAAGCAACUUGCGCAAAAGUUUAGAUUGGGAUACUGCUUUUUUCACCAGUGCAGGACUUCUAGAUCCAGAAGAGUUGUUUAUUAUAAAUAAAGGAUUUGAGAAGGUUGAAGCUCACCUAUUACCCGUAACUCAAGAAGAUCCGUGUACGUGGAGAUAUGCACACUCAGAAUCGACAUUAGAUAGUGAUGACCUCUCUUUGGACAGCAACCAAAGCACUGAGGUUGAUUUGUUUGAAGAUAUAAGAGCAUCCAUUGAGAAAUCCAAUAUAAUGUCCAAUAUUUGCAAGUCAGUUUGCAAAUCAGGAGUUGGAGAAGCCCACAAACGGGAAACCCACUCCUUGAAGAAACUUGAUGACAUCUCUCGAAAUAGGGUGAAAUCCACACCAACUUCUAGAAGGCAAAGCGUCUAUAUGCAAGGAUCAAAAAGAGUUAAGGAGGUUGUCCAUCCACAAAUCGUCCAGGAUGCUGAAAAGAAUGGUGAAUCUAAUUCACUUCCUCACAAGUCACCCAAGAUAUUAGGCAGGAUGAACAUGGUGUCAGCAGGACAAAGAAAAAAGAUUUCCUUAGGUGCGGACCAUGUCAAAAUGGGAAAUAAAGUUGCAACCCUGGGAUCUGGUAAGAACAAUCAUAUAAUUUAAAAGUUCCUUUCUUCCAAUUCCAAUGGAAUUGACAUCAAAAUGCAUUGACUGUUACAGGAAAAGAUUUAGUAUCCAAGAAAUCUGGAUUGGGGAACUCAUGUUGUUCCACUAGCUCUACAACAUCCCUUGAAUCAUCUUCUUCAGUUUCUGUCACUACCAGUAAUGAUUCAUCAGCUUCUUGUUCUCCAUCUGGUAGUGCUUCGUCGUUGAAAUCUUCCUCAAACUCGAGAAGAAAAGCAGAUUCCA
Molecule: messenger RNA, 1463 nt
Organism: Camellia sinensis
Lineage: Eukaryota; Viridiplantae; Streptophyta; Magnoliopsida; Ericales; Theaceae
Source: RefSeq, a predicted model, not a curated record